AUGGAAGGAGAAGGUCUAUUAGUUACAAAUCAACACGUGACACAUGCGAGAAAUGACGAAGACGAGCUUCAACCGCUUGCACCACGUCAGAUCGUACACUUCACACAUUGUAUUUCUUGCCAUGUUGAGAACUGUGAUAUGGAGAGAACUGUAAAGUGUUUUGUACUUCGAUGUCCGCAAUGUGCUGCUCGAAUGCACGAGUGCAAAAUAGAGGAGCAUCUCAACGAGAUUUGUCCCAAAGCGAUCGUCCCAUGCAUCAAUGCUAGUUUUGGUUGCGACAGAAUGGUGAGGAGAGACAAAAAGUCACGACAUCUUGAGAGAUGCUGUGCGAGUGUGGUAGUUUGUGGAAGAGAAUGGGCAAGGUAUGCCCUAUCGCCCAUGUCGAAGCUACAGCUGAAAAAUUGGGGGAAAAAAAUCGAGGCCGAGCCCGUGAGAAACUUCCGCAAUCUUCCGCUCGAUAUAGCUCUUACGUUCUCAGACCAAGAUGUGAUCGUAAAAAGCUACGGGUUUUCAAGAGUUGAUCGGGUGCGGCGCAGAGAUGGUCUGCAUCCAUCGCACCCUGUCCUGCCUUUGAGGGAGUUAAGAUUUAUGCUUCCAUGA
This is a messenger RNA of Cylicostephanus goldi, 600 nucleotides long. Lineage: Eukaryota; Metazoa; Nematoda; Chromadorea; Rhabditida; Strongylidae. The record is from the annotation of a GenBank genome assembly.